AUUAUUGUGUGCACUCCAGAAACAGCGUCGCGUCUCGUCCCCGCCGUGCCGACCCGGACGGCCAACCCCCCGGCCUCCUAUAUAUCCUCCUCGUGCUCCCAUCCAUGAUCCAUCUACCACCCAUCGUUCCACUCCAGUUCUCAGCCCACGCCUCCUCUCGGUCCACGGUCACACGGCGAUGGGGAAGAAGAACAGCAUGGCGGCGCCGCUCGCUCUCCUCCUCCUCGUCCUCGCCGCCUCCGCGCUGUCGUCGCUGCCCACGCCGUGCCUCGCCGUGACGUCGCCGUACGUGCGGCCGAGGGCCAGGGCGACGCUCUCCGUGCCCGCCCACGCCGACGCCGACGGCCAGACGCCGCAGCAGGUGCAUGUGUCGGCUGUAGGCCCUGACCAGAUGAGGGUGACAUGGAUCACCGACGACGACGCACCGGCCACGGUAGAGUACGGCACGGCUCCAGGCCAGUACCCAUUCUCGGUGACCGGAAGCACCACGGCGUACUCCUACGUCUUGUAUCAUUCUGGGAACAUCCAUAACGCCGUGGUCGGUCCACUGAAACCUAGCACGACGUACUACUAUCGGUGCAGCUCCGACCCGUCGCGCGAGUUCUCCUUCAGGACGGCCCCCUCAGGACUCCCUUUCAACUUCGUCAUCGCCGGCGAUUUGGGGCAGACGGAAUGGACGAAUUCCACGCUGCAGCACAUCGCCGCCGCCGACUACGACAUGCUGCUCCUCCCCGGCGACCUCUCGUACGCCGACCUGGACCAGCCGCGGUGGGACUCGUACGGGCGCCUGGUGGAGCCGCUGGCGAGCGCGCGGCCGUGGAUGGUGACCCAGGGCAACCACGAGGUGGAGAAGAUCCCGCUCAUCGAGCACCCGUUCAAGGCCUACAACGCGCGGUGGCGCAUGCCGUACGACGCCGGCGCCUCGCCGUCCGGGUCGAACCUCUUCUACUCGUUCGACGUGGCCGGCGGUGCCGUGCACGUCAUCAUGCUUGGCUCGUACACCGACUAUGACACCGGCUCGGCGCAGCACAGGUGGCUGCAGGGCGACCUCGCCAGGAUCGACCGGAGCAAGGCGUCGUUCGUGGUUGCGCUGGUGCACGCGCCGUGGUACAAUAGCAACGAGGCACACCAGGGGGAGGGCGACGCCAUGCGCGACGCCAUGGAGGCGAUGCUCUACGGCGCGCGCGUGGACGCGGUGUUCGCCGGGCACGUGCACGCGUACGAGAGGUUCACGCGUGUGUACGGCGGCAAGGAGGACCGGUGCGGGCCGGUGUACGUGACGAUCGGCGACGGCGGGAACCGGGAAGGGCUGGCGGAGAAGUACAUCGACCCGCAGCCGAGCACGUCGGUGUACCGGGAGGCCAGCUUCGGGCAUGGAAGGCUGCAGGUCGCGAACACGACGCACGCGCUGUGGACGUGGCACCGGAACGACGACAACGAGCCGGUGGUGACCGACCAGGUCUGGAUCACCAGCCUCGCGUCAAACCCUGCCUGUAACAAAAAGUGAUCAGAUCAGCAGCCGAUACAUAUAUGUUCUUGAUACAUGAUGUAUGUGUUCGGUAUUGGUAGUUACUAGCAAAAUUGCCCGUGCGUUGCUACGGAUUCUUCGUC
Lolium perenne is the source of this 1611-nucleotide messenger RNA. Its product is annotated as probable purple acid phosphatase 20. Gene Ontology annotation, molecular function: acid phosphatase activity; metal ion binding; protein binding. The record is from RefSeq and is a predicted model, not a curated record. NCBI's taxonomy places the organism in Eukaryota, Viridiplantae, Streptophyta, Magnoliopsida, Poales, Poaceae.